AUGGAUUAAAAUUCACUCAUGUAAGCCCUCUUAUUAUCCAAACCAGAUAAAAUAAAGGAAAAAAAAAGUGGAAAAAAAAAGAGAGAUUUUCAAGCUUAAACGAAGGAAGAAGCCAUCCUCCAAUUAGAAGAUCGAUUCACCCAAACCACUGUAAAACCUCGAAAAGAAAAAUCUACGGUAGAAAUCUAGGGUUUGAUUGAUCCAAUUUUCUUCAAUUUUUUAUUUGAUUUUUCCUCUUCAACGAUCAUCAUGAACUGCGAAGUCUGCCAACUCAAAGAACUGGAGGUGGAGCACUUCGAAAUACGAGAGGUUUUGCGCUGCAUUUUACACACAAUAGUGUUUCAUAGAGCUUUGGGUCUAGUUCGGCCCAAAGAUGUUGAUUUGGAGCUCUUUGAGAUUACUUAUGUGCAAUGUGGGGUUGUUGAACUUGAGAAGAAAAUAGAUGAGAAGAUUGAACAUUUUGUAAGUUGGGUAGAAAAACAUCCCAAUAAGAAAAGUCAGAUAUGCAUAUCCUUUUAUGAGGUGAAAAGCAAGCCGCCAUCUUGGUUCUCUAACAAAACCGAGCGCCUAUUUUGGGAACAAUGGUAUGUCAAUUUGAAUGUUACUCAACACCCGAAACCACAUUCGGGCAAAUCUCAUCAUACCAAAGUGGUCGUUGACCCAGGAGAGAGUGCUUCUGAGGAGAGAGGUUCGCGCAGAGUAGCACUUGAAGUAUCUCUUCGAGAGGUCAUGUUUCAAAUAAUAAAGUUUGUUAAUGAGAAGAAGGACCAUGUUCCCCCCAUAUCUGAGGGUGUCAUCUAUUUUCCACAUGAAAUUACUGUACCAAGGAAAUUUCAAUGAAGAACAUGUUUAGAAUGGUGAGUUAAUAUUGUGCUGCCAUUACUCAGUUCAUCAGAUUCUGCUUUUGGAAUGGACAUGAUCAAGAGGAUGCUUCAGACUGGGCAUCCAACCAUGCUCAGCUGAUUAUCAGACUAGGCAAGCUAAUUCACUCCCUAAAUCUCUUUCGGGGUAAAACAGUUCCUCUACUCGUGAUAUACAUAAAUGCUCAAAUUAAACAUGUAGCAAAGUGCAGAACUGAUGAAAGCCAAUGAGGCAGGCAAGGUUUGAAUAUCUGAAGAUAUAAUAGCUAGGUGCAUAAUUGAAUCCAUUAUCUUGUAAAUAUUAUCUCAUUUACAUCCUUUUCCUUUUCUUGAGAUGUUAUCAGUUGCUGUAUGAUAUUCUUACUUCUUGGGUGAACUACUCAGCAGAAUCAUGCAUUCAUGCUCAUGCUGUCUCCUUGAGCAAAAAUGAUUACCUGAUUUCUGGUGCAGCUAUAUGAAUAUAUAAUUAUGAAGGAAUGAUUUUAUUUUAUA
Molecule: messenger RNA, 1352 nt
Organism: Durio zibethinus
Lineage: Eukaryota; Viridiplantae; Streptophyta; Magnoliopsida; Malvales; Malvaceae
Product: autophagy-related protein 101-like
Biological process (GO): autophagosome assembly; autophagy
Cellular component (GO): Atg1/ULK1 kinase complex; phagophore assembly site
Molecular function (GO): protein kinase binding
Source: RefSeq, a predicted model, not a curated record